This is a messenger RNA of Nanorana parkeri, 3219 nucleotides long. RefSeq names its product hypoxia inducible factor 1 alpha subunit (gene HIF1A). Gene Ontology annotation, cellular component: nucleus. The transcript has 15 exons. Gene Ontology annotation, biological process: cellular response to hypoxia; regulation of transcription by RNA polymerase II. The record is from RefSeq and is a predicted model, not a curated record. NCBI's taxonomy places the organism in Eukaryota, Metazoa, Chordata, Amphibia, Anura, Dicroglossidae. The coding region runs from base 330 to 2726 and encodes 798 amino acids. Gene Ontology annotation, molecular function: RNA polymerase II transcription regulatory region sequence-specific DNA binding; protein dimerization activity; DNA-binding transcription factor activity, RNA polymerase II-specific.
CGCCCACCCGGUGACGCAGGUGAAGGCCUGGCGUUUUGUUUGCGUAGAAGGGGAGAAAAAAAAACUAGUGAAAGAGACCGAGGAGAAGCAGCGUGAGAGACGUACCGGCUACGUAUUGCGUCACCGACCGCUGCGGCCUACCCUCACUGCGCACACAGCGUACUUACCGGGACCAAAGGGCUCCCUCCGUAUUCUCGGGCUUUUGUUACCUGAGUGGAUUAUAACACCCAAGCCGACACCAGCUGGGAGCAGGCCUCAGUGCGUGAGCGACCAGCACCCAACAAACCCCGCGCUUGAAGGAACUUGGGAGACCUUCUUGCCCGGCUGGCAUGGAGGGAGCAGUAGUGACAGACAAGAAAAGGAUCAGUUCGGAGCGGCGGAAGGAGAAAUCUCGGGAUGCUGCAAGGUGUCGGAGGAGUAAAGAAUCGGAGGUCUUUUAUGAACUGUCCCACCAGCUGCCGCUGCCUCACAAUGUCAGCUCUCAUCUUGAUAAAGCCUCCAUAAUGAGGCUCGCCAUCAGCUACCUGCGUCUAAGAAGGCUCCUCGAUGCAGGUGAAGCAGCUGGAGAGUCUGACAUGGAAAAACAGCUGAAUUGUUUUUAUCUAAAGGCCUUAGAGGGAUUUGUUUUGGUCCUGACUGAGGAAGGGGAUAUGAUCUACCUGUCUGAAAAUGUCAACAAGUGCAUGGGACUCACACAGUUUGAGCUGACUGGGCACAGUGUGUUCGACUUCACCCACCCCUGUGAUCAUGAGGAGCUGAGGGAGACGCUGACAUUUAGAAAUGGACCAGCAAAGAAGGGUAAAGAGCAAAUCACAGAGCGCAGCUUCUUCCUGCGUAUGAAGUGCACCCUCACAAGCCGGGGGAGAACCGUAAAUAUCAAGUCUGCCACGUGGAAGGUUCUUCACUGCACAGGGCACAUGCGUGUGUAUGACAACUGCAACAACCAGAGCCAUUGCGGAUAUAAGAAGCCACCCAUGACCUGCAUGGUGCUGAUCUGCGAACCUAUCCCUCACCCAUCAAAUAUUGAAUUUCCAUUGGACAGUAAAACCUUCCUGAGCCGCCACAGCCUUGACAUGAAGUUCUCUUAUUGUGACGAAAGAGUUACAGAGCUGGCAGGAUAUGAGCCAGAUGAACUCCUGGGAAGGUCAGUGUAUGAGUAUUAUCACGCCCUGGACUCUGACCACCUGACCAAAGCACACCAUGACAUGUUCACCAAAGGGCAGGUGACAACAGGACAGUACAGGCUGCUGGCCAAGAAAGGUGGCUAUGUCUGGGUGGAGACACAGGCCACGGUUAUAUACAAUACAAAGAACUCCCAGCCCCAGUGUAUUGUGUGCGUGAACUAUGUCCUCAGUGGCAUUGUGGAGAACGAGCUGGUCUUAUCCCUUGGCCAGACAGAGUCCACAGAAUCUGCUGAAAUAAAGAUGCCGCAGAUCUUCACUAAACUGGAUGUGGAGGAGGACACGGAAAGCCUGUUUGACAAACUGAAAAAGGAGCCGGAGUCACUGACUGUUCUUGCACCUGAUGCUGGAGAUGAGAUCAUAGCCUUGGACUUCAGUUCCAGUGAUUCAGAGCCGCAGUUUGACGAUGUCCCACUGUAUAAUGACGUCAUGAUGCACCCAACCAGUAAGCCUCCAGAAAACCUGGUGUCUCCGCUUCCAGCGUUAGAGAAGCCGAAGCCUAUGCGUAGCAAUGCCGACCCUGCUCUGAACAGGGAGGUGGUGAUCAAGAUGGAGACUAGCCCACAACAGCUGGCACUGGCUUUUACCAUUCCACAGCUCUCCAAGCCAUCUAGUCCAACAGAAAUCAGCAGCAGCCAGAGCUCAACGGAGCCUGGCACUCCAGCAGAAUAUUGUUUCGAUGUGGAUAGUGAGAUCUCCCGGGAAUUUAAGAUGGACUUGGUUGAGAAACUUUUUGCCAUUGACACAGAAGCAAAGACUCCAUUCUGUACACAGGAAACAGACUUGGACCUGGAAAUGUUGGCUCCAUAUAUCCCAAUGGACGAUGACUUCCAGCUAAGAAGCUUUGACCAGCUUUCCUCCAUGGAGACUGAUUCCACUCAUCCGCAGUCACUAGAAAGCAUGACCAAUCUGUUCCAGCCAUCUACUGCUCCACCCAUUACCGAUCUGAAAGCAAUCGCCACUGAAGCCAUGAGCGAUUUGGAAACCAUCAUUGUGCACUCGCCUACACCACCCAAUAAAAAGGUGCUAAGUGCCCCCGCUUCCCCAUAUAAUGCAAACCGAAGUCGGACAAGUUCUCCCGUGAGGACAGAGAAAGCAGCCGAAAAGGACAGAUCCCGCCCUGGAACUCCCAAUUUAACGAGUUCGCUAAAUAAAAGACCUGCACCCAUGGAUGACGAAAUGAGCCCAAAGAUGAUCGCUUUACAUAAUGUCCAGAGAAAACGCAAAAUUGAAAACGAUGGGCCUUUGUUUCAAGCAGUGGGACUAGGAACGUUAUUCCAAACGAAUGUUAAUCCAGGGCCUAACUCUCCUCUGUUAUGGAAAUGUGUCAAAGUGUCAGACUCUGAUAAGCCAACUGGCCCUGAACAACGAACAAUCCUCUUAUUGUCUACAGAUAUGGCCAGUCGAUUGCUUGGACAGUCGUUGGAUGGCACCAGGCUUCCUCAGCUAACUAGCUACGACUGCGAAGUGAACGCCCCGAUACAAGGAAGCCGGAACCUGCUGCAGGGCGAGGAAUUAUUAAGAGCCCUCGAUCAAAGCAACUGAUCCAUUCUCUGUUCAACUUCUGGACACUUCUUCACCCCAAAGCAGUGUAUUUAUAUUUUCUAGCUCUGAUCAUUUAGAAGCCUUGUCUACAUGACCGCACUACUUCAGUUAGCGCCAUUUCCAUCCCGUCUCUGCUUUCCUCGGCCACCUCCUCCCAUGUUUUUACAGUAAUAACCUUUUUCCAACGCCAUCUAUAAAGCUAUAUGCUUUUCAUACCCACCUAUAAAUAUAUAUAUUAUAAAUAUAAACGCAGAGUCAAACUUGCACCUUCUGUUCGAAUUUUCUAUGCCUACAAGUAGAUUUUCACGACAAAUCAACAAGUCCAUACCGCGCAGCAUUAUUUCUUGUGAUUCCAUGGAAGGUUCAGGUUCUUUUUUUUCUUGCUUAUUUCGGUAAUAUGCCUUCAUUAUGUUCUCUCCUACUGCACAGGAAAAACAAUGCGUCUCCAGCGGUGCAUUGUAGUCACAGUCGCACAAUUCUAUAUUUUCUUAAG